Messenger RNA from Gallus gallus (chicken), 1701 nucleotides. Its product is annotated as T-cell surface glycoprotein CD8 alpha chain-like. The record is from RefSeq and is a predicted model, not a curated record. NCBI's taxonomy places the organism in Eukaryota, Metazoa, Chordata, Aves, Galliformes, Phasianidae. The transcript has 5 exons. Bases 574 to 1176 code for a protein of 200 amino acids.
GGGACCAGGGGCUGUCUUGGUGGGUAUCACACCACAGAGCUCCUGCCUUGCACACAGCAGCUUCUGCAGAGAAACUACAAAGAAGAGAUGCAGAGAAGAGCUGAGCUGCAGAACUCAGCUACAUGUCAGCAAUGUGUGGACUCAGACAUAAGAGGCAGAUGGACAGAUGCUGUACAACAUUCCCAGUUCUUCUUUAUACUUUACAUUGAAUAAAACAAAAUACAGCGAAAUACAAUCUCUCCUAAGGAAUACAACAUGUUGUCCAUGCCCAUGGCCCCAGUCCUGUCCUUGUUUUCUGCAGAUCUGCAUGUGAAGUGGGUGGGAAACAUCAGUCUGAGCUGUUUCACCGAAUGUCUAGAAGGAGCACUGUCAGUCUGAAUCUCAGCUGAAGAUACUGCAGCAAAAUCCAUGAGGCACCAUUAAAAACAACACUAUCACAAUAAACGAGCCCAAGUUCUGCAUCACAAAUGAAGUGUUGCAGAAAUCUUUUCUCACUCUGUUUCACCUCAGAGGCUGAACGCAGACUCUUCACAGAAGAGGGUCCAGAUGACAUCACAUCCUCUCCUAUAAGUUAUGCUGCCUCCAAAGUUCAGUGACAAAGAUCACUCGCGCUCCGCUGCACCGCCCCGAGGACAAUGUCCGGGUCUCCUGCACUGCUCCUCCUGCUCAGCCUGGGGCUCUGGGAUGACAUUCUAUGGGAUUAAAGGAACAUCUUCACAGUUUGAUACAUGGUGGAGAGGCAACACCAAUCUGCUGGUGGUAAAGAACUUCACAACCCAGGAUGAUGGGACCUAUUUCUGCAUCAGCUACACCAACCAGGUGCUGCACUUCAGCUCUGGACAACCCACUUUCUUCCCAGUCGCAACUAAAGCAGCACCCACCACACCUGCAACCACCACCCAGAGCAGCCAGGCCACCAAGAAGGACAAUUCACAACAGAGUCCAGAUGCAGGAACAAACAGCAAGAAUACACUGCAUUUCUGCUAUGAUGUGGUCAUGCGGGUUAACCUGGCUGGUGCCUGCCUCCUGCUCCUCACUGCCAUAACCAUCACCAUCACGCACUGCCAAAGUUGGAUCAAUAUUUCUCAAUCUAUUCUGCACUCUCAGACAAUAACUGAAAACGUAGAAACUUCAUUCCAUCAGACUGUAUUGCCUCCAGCAUCCCGAAAUCCAUAAAUCAGGGAUGGAAGAAGCAGAACCCAAAGCACUGUGUAAUAACAGGAGAAACAUGCUUUAGUACGGGUCUUGCAAGUGUCCAAAUGCCAACACUCGAAGCAGCAGCUUGAGCUACAGCCAAACUACCUCCCACCUCCUGUUGAAACAAAGUUUGCGAUUGGAGAGGAAAUUCUGAAACUUUCACUCAGCUUUCAGUUUUGCCUUACCAAAGAGAUCACAUCUUAGAAAUGCGCAAAGGAGAUGGAUGAUCAAACCCAACCACGUCUCACACUCCACCGUCACUUGCAGGACCAAGCUCACCGUAAGCAAUCAGCGCUGCAUCGCUGCUCAGCAGAAGGCACACAGGCAUCCUCCUCAAGCACCGCACUGAUCCCAUCAGCAACACACACAGCCACCCUAAUGGAGCGUGGGCAUCUGGCUGAUCCUUCUCUGCCCAUUCAUCAAUCACACCCAAAACUCUGCUCUCAGACCCCAACCCACAUCUCACUUCUGAAGUCUUCCCGAUUAAACACUUCUAAUUCUUAA